Molecule: messenger RNA, 1166 nt
Organism: Eucalyptus grandis
Lineage: Eukaryota; Viridiplantae; Streptophyta; Magnoliopsida; Myrtales; Myrtaceae
Product: cysteine-rich receptor-like protein kinase 26
Exons: 5
Coding region: 119-1024 (301 amino acids)
Biological process (GO): protein phosphorylation
Molecular function (GO): ATP binding; protein kinase activity
Source: RefSeq, a predicted model, not a curated record
UGUGCAUGAAAUUAGCACGGUUGAGUCACUGCAAUUUGAUUUCAGCAUUAUCAAAGCGGCAACGGAUAACUUCUCUGACUCCAGGAAGCUUGGACAAGGCGGUUUUGGUGCUGUCUACAUGGGUCAGCUCUCCAACGGACAAGAAAUCGCGGUGAAACGGUUAUCACAGAAUUCUAGCCAAGGGGAAGUUGAGUUCAAGAACGAGUUCAUGUUACUAGCCAAGCUACAACAUAGGAACUUGGUCAGGCUCCUAGGUUUCUGUCUGGAAGGAGUUGAACGGCUUCUCAUUUACGAGUUUGUGCCCAAUUCGAGCCUUGAUCAGUUCAUAUUUGAUCCCUUGAAGCGUGCAAAUCUCAACUGGGAUACGCGUCACAAGAUAAUAAUGGGCAUUGCCCGAGGGAUGCUUUAUCUACAUGAAGAAUCUCAACUUCGUAUCAUCCAUUGGGACCUCAAAGCCAGCAACGUUUUGUUAGACUCAAGAAUGAAUCCAAAGAUAUCAGAUUUUGGUAUGGCAAGGCUGUUCGAGUUGGAUCAAACUCGGGCCAAGACAAACCGAAUCGUGGGGACCUAUGGAUAUAUGGCGCCAGAGUAUGCGAUGCACGGAACUUUCUCAAUGAAGUCAGAUGUGUUCAGUUUUGGAGUGCUUGUUUUGGAGAUUGUGAGUGGUCAAAGGAACACUCUUUUCCGCAUGGGCGAUAACAUGGAAGUCCUUAUAAGCUAUAUAUGGAAGAAUUGGAGGGAAGGAUCAUUAUCAAACAUUAUCGAUCCCUCUAUAAUUUCUGGUUCAAGUAUUGAAAUUGCGAGGUGCAUCCACAUUGGUCUAUUAUGUGUCCAAGAAAAUAUGAUUAGCCGGCCAACAAUGGCCUCGGUCCUUCUCAUGCUUAACAGCCACUCGGUCACUCUCCAAGUGCCAUCGAGACCCACAUUCUACUUACACAGCAGCGUCGAAUCUGAUAUGCCAUCCAUGCAAGAUUACAAUUUAAGAGUGUCUGAGGUCGAGGAAUCAAGAAGAAAAUCGAACUAGUUCUCGAAAAAUGAGGCUUCUAUGACUGAGCUGUACCCACGGUAGCCUUAGAAAAUGGGAGAUCAGUGUGCCCUGCACAUUACUUUUUGUGUUUGUCAUGGUUUUCAGAUCAUCAAAUUACAUUAUCAUGAUUUACUUCUUC